Messenger RNA from Pelecanus crispus (Dalmatian pelican), 1829 nucleotides. Lineage: Eukaryota; Metazoa; Chordata; Aves; Pelecaniformes; Pelecanidae. The record is from RefSeq and is a predicted model, not a curated record.
UUUUAUAGGUCUUUUAUCUUUUGGAGUAAAAGAAUCUGCAUGGGUGAAUAAAAUUUUCACUGCUAUUAACAUCUUGGUCCUACUCUUCGUUAUGAUUUCUGGUUUUGUGAAAGGAGAUGCUGACAACUGGAAAAUAAGUGAAGAAUACCUCCUAAACCUUACUGCAAUAACAGAGAAUUGCUUAUCCUGUGAGAAUGUGACAAGUAUAUAUGGGAGUGGUGGCUUUAUGCCAUAUGGUUUCACAGGAACAUUGGCUGGUGCUGCAACCUGUUUUUAUGCUUUUGUUGGAUUUGACUGCAUUGCAACAACUGGAGAAGAGGUCAAGAAUCCUCAGAAAGCCAUACCCAUAGGAAUUGUGGUGUCCCUGCUUGUCUGCUUCAUGGCCUAUUUUGGGGUUUCAGCUGCACUGACACUUAUGAUGCCAUACUACCUACUAGAUGAGAAAAGUCCUCUGCCGGUAGCAUUUGCAUAUGUUGGAUGGGAUCCUGCGAAAUAUGUUGUAGCAGUGGGAUCCCUCUGCGCUUUGUCCACAAGUCUUCUUGGAUCCAUUUUCCCAAUGCCACGUGUAAUCUAUGCUAUGGCAAAGGAUGGGUUGUUUUUCAAAUGUCUAGCUCAAAUCAGUUCCAAAACGAAGACCCCAGUAGUUGCUACUCUAUCGUCCGGUGCAGUAGCAGCUAUAAUGGCAUUUAUGUUUGACCUAAAGGCUUUAGUGGAUAUGAUGUCUAUUGGUACACUUCUUGCUUAUUCACUUGUGGCAACCUGUGUCCUCAUUCUUAGGUACCAACCCAGUUUAACCUAUGAGCAACCAAAAUAUUCUCCAGAAAAAGCAGCUUUGGCUGCAUCUGAAAAGGAAUCUGCAGUAAGUGAAUCACAGAUAAAUAUGAUACAAGAGAAUCACUUCAGUCUUCAGGCCCUGAUUAAUCCAUCUGGUUUACCUACCAAGCAGACUGCAUAUACUGUUAACUUUUUAGUGGGUCUCUUGGCUUUCUUGGUUUGUGGCUUGAGUGUACUCACUACUUACGGGAUUCAUUUCAUUGCUAACUGGGAGCCCUGGAGUAUUGGCCUUCUUGCUGUGUUGGUGGCAUCCUUCAUAGUUACCAUUCUCCUCAUCCAAAGGCAGCCUCAGAACCAGCAGAAAGUGGCCUUUAUGGUUCCCCUAUUGCCAUUUUUGCCAUCAUUCAGUAUCCUGGUAAAUAUUUACUUGAUGGUACAAUUAAGUGGAGACACUUGGAUCAGAUUUAGCUUCUGGAUGGCACUUGGCUUACUUAUUUACUUUGCUUAUGGCAUCAGACACAGUCUUGAAGGUCAUCAUAGCAAUGGAGAUGACGAUUCUUGUUCAGAAAAUAGUGGGUUGCAAGAAAAGAACCCUGUGGAAGAAGUGGAUGAACCUGAAAAUGCAAAUGAAAGUGAUCAAUUUCUUGCACGUGAGAGGACAAGUGAAUGUUAAUCUAUGCAAACAUAACAGUCUUUUAAACCUUUAAUUGACAGUUUACUUGCAGACUGAAAUUUCAAAAGCUUUCUGCCAACACUGUGCUUCUUGAAAGUGUUUACUACAAGGCCUGGCUGAUAUUUUGGACAAGCUGCUAAUCCAUCUUUGUCAUUUCAGAACUGUCAGCAUGGAGAUUAAUAUUAAAAUUAAAAAACAAACAAGAGAAGUACCCUUUGGCACGCAAAAAUUUGGAUGCAUUGUUUGAACUGUCAUCCAAAAUCACUGGCAAUCACAAAAUAUGAAGAAUUUUAGAACUGCCUGCAAGUUCUGAAUAUUUGACGCUGCAUUGUGAACACAAGUGCCUUUCAUACCUUCUCCUUAUCUCUGUUACAUGUUUUGG